AUGAUGCAGGAAGUUGUAGAUAAAGUCGUAAAAUGCGAUCCGGCAAAAGGUGUAUGGAGUGUUAAACCAAAUGCAUCUCUGACUGUAUGGUGCGAUGCAAGUUUGCUGGCAAAUAGAGUUAUGAUAACGCAAAGUGACAGAAAGACAGAAGAUGCGACAUGGCUCCGACCAAAGUCUGAUGCAAUGCAUAUCAAUGUGGCCGAAUUAGAUGCAUGUAUUGAAGGCCUAAAUGUGGCAUUGAAAUGGAAUCCAAUUAAUGUCUCUAUUAAAACUGAUUUUCAUAGUGUAUUUAGUUGGUUAAAUUUUGAAUUGACUCGUGACAAACCUGUGAAAUGUGCUGGGCAAUGCGAAAUGUUAAUUCGACGAAGACUUCAAAUAUUUGAAAAAUUGGUCGAGGAUUAUGUCAUAAAUGUAACUGUUACAUUGGUACCAACAACUAAAAAUAUUGCAGAUGAACUCACAAGAGUGCCAACAAAAUGGAUAAAAAACAAAGUUGCAACACAAGAAUUUAAUACCAUUUAUAAGUACGAUAAACAGCAGAUUCGAAAAAUUCAUUCACUAGCACACAUGGGAUUUUCUAAAAGAAAUCUUGCUGUCAGCAAAGUAUGGGAAAGAGUAGCCUGCGAUGUUACUCAUGUUGAUUCAUCGCUAUAUCUCACUUGUAUUGAUUGCGGCCCAAGCAGAUAUACGUUAUGGACACCAUUAGGCGACGAAAGUGCAACUAUGGUUGUUCAAGCGUUAGAAACAAUAUGGUCAACACUUGGACCUUCUUCUGAAGUUCUUCUAGAUAACUCUAAGUCAUUUAGAUCUCAACUUAUGCAAACUAUGGCUGCGAAAUGGGAAAUAAGGCUCGUCUAUCGAGCUGUUGAAAAACCAUCGGGAAAUGGAAUAGUUGAAAGAGUUCAUCAGACGGUAAAAAGAACAAAUGCAAGAGUAAAAUGUGGUAUUCCCAUGUCUGUAUUUUUAAUCAAUAACGUUCCAUCAAAACACGGCACACCUUUUGAAAUAUUUUGCCAACAUCACAAACGAGUUCGAAUUCCUGGAAUCGAUAAAAUCAAAUCAACACAAAAGUCGAUGACAGAGUGUUGUGAAUGGAAAGUUGGCGACAAAGUGUGGGUGAAACCCAAGCACAUAAAGCCGUGUACGCAACGAUGGCUGAAAGGAAGUAUAGUGGCAUUGCAUAAUGGUUUAACAGCUGAAGUUGAUGUCAACGGACAUACGUUACCGCGACAUUUUUCUCAUCUGCAACAUCGUCGUGUAGACACAAAAGAAGAAGAUACAACAGAUGAUUAUGAUUCAACACUAUUUAAACUUCCUGAAACGAGCUCAAAACACAUUGUCAAUAAUGAUCCAAAUCUUCAAAUAAUUCCUCCGGAUAAUGGUAAAAAUGACAAUAGUACGGGCAGCAGAUGGUGA
Molecule: messenger RNA, 1416 nt
Organism: Hydra vulgaris (swiftwater hydra)
Lineage: Eukaryota; Metazoa; Cnidaria; Hydrozoa; Anthoathecata; Hydridae
Biological process (GO): DNA integration
Molecular function (GO): nucleic acid binding; RNA-DNA hybrid ribonuclease activity
Source: RefSeq, a predicted model, not a curated record